AUGAUUUCUAACCGCUUCAAGCUUAGGGAUACCGAGCCGGAGCCGGUCCAAUUGCCUGUGGUGUUGACUUAUGCCGGGAGCGACUCUUCUGGCGGGGCUGGCGUCGAAGCAGACCUCAAGACAUUCAGUGCGUUUGGAGUUUAUGGAAUCACCUGUAUAACAGCAUUGACGGCACAGAACACUACCGGGGUCAGGCAGAUUGCCAAAACGCCGCAAAAGAUGGUUUCGGAGAUCUUGCAAGCCAACUUGGAGGACUUUUACGGGUACAAAGAUGCCCCUUUGAAAGCGAUCAAAACGGGGAUGUUGACCGAGGAAGCAAUCUAUGAGCUUGCCAAAUUGGACCUUGAUGUUAAAAUGGUCGUCGACCCGGUCAUGGUGAGCACAUCCGGAAGCACGCUAUUUGACGUCGAGGGCGUGGGGAUUUGCGUCAAGAAGCUCAUGAGCAAAGCGUUUUUGGUGACCCCGAAUUUCGAAGAGGCAAAGACAUUGUUUAAGCUAAAAGGAGAGGAUUUUCAGGUGACCAACUUGAAAGAGUUUACCAACUUUACCAUUGCGUUGCAGCAGGUUUUGAAAUGCAAGAACUUGUUGGUCAAGGGAGGCCAUAUACCGUUUGAUGAGAACAACAAUGUGUCUGCAUCGGGCACCAAGAUUAUCGACCUUUUGUAUGAAGGAGAGUCAGAAACCAUUACCGUGUUUGAGUCCACCUACAUCCCCUCCGAGAAUUCCCACGGCACGGGAUGCACCUUGUCGUCUGCCAUUGCCGCGAAUCUUGCCAAGGAGAAACCAUUGGUUGACAGCGUUGCUGUGUCCAUUGACUUUAUCCACAAGGGAAUGCGCCGGAUGUCAAAAUUGGGCCAUGGCAAUGGACCGCUUAACCAUUUAGUAAAGCCAGCGGCGUCCAUUGAGGAUGUGAUUGAAAGCGUGCCCCAGAUAGUGCAUUUUAGUGACAAUCACACCAUCUUGGAUUUCAUGAAACAGCAUGCGGACGUAAAGGGGAACUGGCUGAGGUAUACCGAGCACCCGUUCGUUAGGUCGGUUGCACACAACGAAUUGCCGUUUGACAAGUUCAUCUACUACUUGACGCAGGACUACCACUACUUGAUCAUCUAUGCUCGCAUCCAUGCGUUAGCUGCGUCAAAAGCCCCCACCUACCAACAAGCACACGCUCAAGCUACAAUCAUUGGAGAGAUUGUGAUGGAGAUUGAGAAGCACAAGGAAAAGAUGAAAGUUUACGACGUGGACUACGAUCGCGAUAUCGACAAGUUGACCCCAGGAAAGGCCUGCCGGGCGUAUUGCGAUUACUUGAUGGAUAUCGGGAGCAAGGAGGACUUCUUGGGCAUCAAAGUUGCAUUGGCGCCCUGUUUGCAUGGAUACGCAGAAGCCGGUGCUCAUGGACAAAAGUUGCGACUUUCCAACUCGAGGGACUUUGAGCACCUGGACAUUUACCAGCAAUGGCUCGACGAUUACACUUCUGACUGGUACUCCAAUGCCGACAAAGAGGGAAGAUCUGCUCUUCAUGCAUUGACAGCCGAAGGCGUCGAUGCAAAGAGGCUAGAGUCCUUGGUGAAGAUCUUCAACGAUGUGACCCAAUUGGAAAUUGAUUUCUGGAACGAAGUAUUAGACUUGUAG
Molecule: messenger RNA, 1629 nt
Organism: Lodderomyces beijingensis
Lineage: Eukaryota; Fungi; Ascomycota; Pichiomycetes; Serinales; Debaryomycetaceae
Source: the annotation of a GenBank genome assembly